This is a messenger RNA of Dromaius novaehollandiae (emu), 994 nucleotides long. RefSeq names its product Cbp/p300 interacting transactivator with Glu/Asp rich carboxy-terminal domain 1 (gene CITED1). Bases 162 to 650 code for a protein of 162 amino acids. Gene Ontology annotation, biological process: regulation of DNA-templated transcription; melanocyte differentiation. The record is from RefSeq and is a predicted model, not a curated record. Gene Ontology annotation, cellular component: nucleus. The transcript is spliced from 2 exons. Gene Ontology annotation, molecular function: transcription coactivator activity. NCBI's taxonomy places the organism in Eukaryota, Metazoa, Chordata, Aves, Casuariiformes, Dromaiidae.
CCAGCCCUCCGCGGGCCGUCCCGUCCGUCCCGUCCCGUCCGUCGGCCGGCCCCGCUCCGCCUCGCGUUUCCCCGCGGCCCGGCGCGCUAUAAAGCCGGGCGACGGCGGCGGCGCGGGCGGGGAGCGGAGGCGAGCGCAGCGCCGCCGCCCAGGCGCCGGCGAUGAGCUCCCUGCUGGCUCUGAAGGACCGCAAGGUCGUGACCAUCGUGCACUACCCCGGCGGGGGCACCAACGCCAGCAAGGCCGGCGGCGGGCAGCACCUCGCCGGCGCGGCGGCGAUGCCGGCCUCCGCGGCCCCCGCGCCCGCCAAGGCGUCCUCCUUCGCCCUGCAGCCGGGCCCCCAUCUCCUGGCCAGCAGGCACCUCCAGAAACUCAACAGCCAGUACCACGCCAUGGCGGGGCCGGGGCCCCCGGCCGAGUCCGGCUCGCGGCCCGGCUGGGGCUUCGGGGCGCAGCCCCUGGGCCCCGGGGCGCUGGCCCCCGCGGCUGGCACCCACAGCCCCGGCAUCAUCGACUCGGACCCCGUGGACGAGGAGGUCCUCAUGUCCUUGGUGGUGGAGCUGGGCCUCGACAGGGCCAACGAGCUGCCGGAGCUGUGGCUCGGGCAGAACGAGUUUGACUUCGCCGCGGACUUCCCGGCUGGCUGCUGAGGUCGGGAGGCGACUGGGAGCGCAAGGGCCCCGUUGCCGCGGGAUGUGCUCGGCUUGCCGGCCGCCCGGCUGGGUCGCUGCGGGCAGCUUCGUGCUGCUGAGAUGUGCUGGGCGCGGACGUGCCCGGCUGCCGGGGCUGCCCCGACCUGAGGGCAGGGCAAGGGACGGGGCCGGAGGCAGGGAGGGGGCCCUGGGUGUGCGUGGAGCUGGACCGGUGCGAGAGGAGGGUGGGAAGGGGCUGCCCUGGGGGCUGGAUGGCGGUUUGGGCAGUGGAGGGGCUGGUUUGCUGUGGCCAGCCCAGUGGAGGUCUCAAGCAGCUGUUUAAUAAAAUCCUGAAGGACUCA